AAACGGCGGAUUCUGACGAUUCGCCUCUCUCUCUCUUUCUCUCUCUUGGCCCGGGUUUGCCUAUUCGUCGAGGUACAUUGUUCUCCUUGUCACCUCCUCCUCCUCCUCUCUGUCGAUCUUCUGCAAAUUGUGGGUGCUCCAUUUCUUCCUCCUUUUGAUGUGAACAGUCAAAGAAUGGUGUAGGCUGAAGAUGCCAGCUUGGAAUUUGGGGAUCGAGUGCUGAAUUACUUGGUUAUUGGUGGCGGUUUUUAUACAUUGAAGUUUUUCACAGUUUGAUGCUUAUGUGAAAUUGGGAAGGGAAAAGAGAGCAUAGACACUUAUGCUAUGUCUGGAGGCAUAUAUUUUUUUAACAAAGGUUGAGAUUCCUUUAUACUGGCGCUUCCAGAGAACAUGAAAUUGCAGAUCCUACCUAUCGUUGUGACCUCCUGACUGUUUCGUAUUAUAUGUAAUACCGAGUGUGGAAGGAUCGUUAAGGAAGGUAGGUUCUUAGGUUGUUGGGACUCUGGAUUGUUUGAGAUGAUCCUACUGGUGGUUCCUUCAGUCUGUAUCAUCUUUUCAUGUCCGUGAUUUCUCUUCUUCAGAAAAUUUCUUGCAUGAAUUUUGAUGCCAAACACUGAAAACUUCACGCUCAGAAAAGUGGAAAGUGGUUGUAUUGGAAAUUGUCGGUACAUCGUGUAUGUGAUGAAUGUUGUGGCCUUUUUCUGCUAAACCAAAGGGACAACUAUGGAUCAGACUGGUAAAACAGAAAGGGAGUGUAUCCUGGACUUGGAGAGCGGUAGAAUAAACUGCACCGAAGAAGAUUCAAAAGUUACUACUUCUGGCACUGAACAGUCAAGGCGAUCGCCUGUAAUAGGUAGGAGCAACUUUGUUAUGUUGGAUGGACCUAUCAGAGGGGUGGAUGGUCAAAAUUUAUCCAAUAAUGCAACCUAUAAUUCAGAUGUUUAUCAAGAAGACCCAGAAUUAUCAGCAAUGAGAAAGUUAAUGGAAGACAAGGCGAGUCUCAGAGAAAAAAGACUUGACGGUGAAAAACCCAGGAAACUAGGCUGUAAAAAGCCACCUAAACCCCCCCGCCCUCCUAAAGCACCGUCAUUGGAUGCUGCAGAUAUGAAGUUAGUCGAGCGGAUUUCAGAGAUUGCAAUGCUGAAGCGAGCAAGGGUUGAGAGGAUGAAAGCUUUGAAGAAGAUGAAAGCUAACAAGGCAUCAUCAUCUUCAAGUGGUAGCCUCUGUGCCAUGAUCAUCACAAUUCUCUUUUGCCUGGUUAUAAUUCUGCAAGGUGUCUUCUCUCACAGCAACUCUAGCAUGAAAUUUCAAGGUUCGCCAAUUCCUGCCAUGGCAAGAAGGCCGGGCUUUAUCUCAAUACAGUUCAACGUCAACAACUCUGUAGACAGCAGCUCUGCUUCUGCUUUUGCAUCUGCUUCUCCUAGCUUUAUAGAGCAGACCUCAGGAGCAAGUAUGGAUGACAGGAGCUGACAGAACAAUGAAGCAUGGCCACUGCUUACAAUGGAGGGUGUAAUUCUAUUUCGAGUAUCAAUCCAAGCUUGGCUUGUUUUGAUUGAGAGGGAAUCCCAACCUUUCUGAUGACGACAAGUCUGUGAUUGUGCAUAUGUAAAUAUGGUUGUUUUUCUUCAGGAAAUACUAAAACUGCUGUGUACUGAGGAAUAGGAAAUAUUUCGGGAAGUUUCUUUCA
Nymphaea colorata (pocket water lily) is the source of this 1687-nucleotide messenger RNA. RefSeq lists its product as uncharacterized. The coding region runs from base 724 to 1470 and encodes 248 amino acids. The transcript is spliced from 4 exons. Lineage: Eukaryota; Viridiplantae; Streptophyta; Magnoliopsida; Nymphaeales; Nymphaeaceae. The record is from RefSeq and is a predicted model, not a curated record.